Molecule: messenger RNA, 999 nt
Organism: Ornithorhynchus anatinus (platypus)
Lineage: Eukaryota; Metazoa; Chordata; Mammalia; Monotremata; Ornithorhynchidae
Gene: PKIB
Product: cAMP-dependent protein kinase inhibitor beta
Exons: 4
Coding region: 331-564 (77 amino acids)
Biological process (GO): negative regulation of cAMP-dependent protein kinase activity
Cellular component (GO): nucleus; cytoplasm
Molecular function (GO): cAMP-dependent protein kinase inhibitor activity
Source: RefSeq, a predicted model, not a curated record
CCCGUUUUACAGAUAAAGUCACUGAGGCACAGAGAAGUUAAGUGACUUGCCCGAGGUCACCAGCAGACAAGAGGACGCUUGUUGUUAUUGUUGGCCGAGGCGAAGAAACGUAAGCCGAACGAAUAGAAAAAAACAUCACUUCUAUUUUUGGAGACACGGGGAGUCAAGACUUCAGAAGGACCUGGAUUCUAAUCCUGCACCUGCCAAUUGUCUAGCCCAGAACGACCCAGGCGGGCGGAACAGGAGGAGCCCCGUCCGGGAUCCGGCUCCGGGAGGAUCCGCAGCUCUUCACCGGGAGCCCUUCGGUGGCUAUGAGGCGGGGGCUGAGCGAUGCCGGAUGUGGAGCCGGCGGCCCCUGACUUCGCCGCUUCGGGCCGCGUGGGCCGCCGCAACGCCUUGCCCGACAUCCUGGGCCCGUCCGCCACCGCGGGAGCCCCGGACCUGCCCGCCAAGCUGGCCGGCCUGGCCGGGGCCGAAGAUGGAGGAGCAGAAGGUAGAGAGAGCCCUCCCACCUCUUCGCAACCACAGAGUCCAGAGAUGGAGGGGAAGAGCGGUGGUUCCUAAAGGCCAGGGGCCCCUCCGUCUCCCACUCUCCCCCGCUCCCGCAAGAGAUGUCUCUGGGGCCCGGCGGACCCCGUGCCCCAAGAUCUGGCCGUGACCUCGGGGCGUCCCACGAGGACCCUGGGGCCCGCUUCCGACGGGAGACCGCCGCCGGAGAGUUCCCCGCCUCCUCCCUGGCCGGGACCACCCCCAAAUCGAAGCACCUUCCGUCCGCAAGGAAGAAGGCGAGGAUGGACGGAGCGCCGGGCCCCGGCCUUUCCCGGGGGAGAAGAAGCCCAGCCCAACUCGUCGCUUGCGUCCGGGGGUCGGCAUUAGCCCGACGGCUCUCCACGUCCGCUCUGUCGGGGGGACGCCGGGCUCUGCGGGGCGGAGAGGGAGUCCCGCGGUGGGGGUGCAGGAGAAGGGCCCCAGCUAGGCCAAUAAAGAUCCAGCACCGAA